Messenger RNA from Plasmodium gallinaceum, 891 nucleotides. Its product is annotated as syntaxin, Qa-SNARE family, putative. Gene Ontology annotation, biological process: vesicle-mediated transport. Bases 1 to 891 code for a protein of 296 amino acids. The record is from RefSeq and is a predicted model, not a curated record. The transcript has a single exon. Gene Ontology annotation, cellular component: membrane. Lineage: Eukaryota; Apicomplexa; Aconoidasida; Haemosporida; Plasmodiidae.
AUGUCAUACAAAAAUUAUGAAAGCGGGCAUAUAUCAAAUAUAGAGGAAAAGGCAGAUGAUCACGAAAAGAAAAUAAAAGAUAAUAUUUUACUAAUUAAAAAAAACAUGAUAUAUGCUGAAGAAAAUUUAGAAAACUUAAAAAAUAAUUUAAUAUCUAAAAGAAUUAUAGAAGCAUUACAUGAAGAAAUACAACAAAUAUAUGUUAAGGUAGUAGAAACAGAAAGUUUAUUUCGAGAAUGGGAAAUCAAAUUUGCAGGGAAUCCAUUUGAGAAACAGAAAAAAAAAUAUAUUUUUGAAAAAUUAAAUAUUCAUUUUAAAAAUGAGGUGAAUAAAUUAGAAAAUAUAUCUGUAAACGUAAAAAAGGCAGCAAAUGAAUUACCCAAUAUAGAAAAUGGUGAAAUGAAUUAUAAUAAUAUAAAUAAUCCUUUAAAAAAAAAAAAAAGUAAUAAAUUUGUUUCAAGCGAUUUUGCUAAUGAUAAUUUUAUUUUAAAUGUUGAUAAAAGUUAUGUUAAUAAUGAUGAUUUCAUUGAAUCAUCUAAUGCAUUUGAUUAUGAAUUAGAUCAAUUUAGUGAAAAUGAUUUUUUAAUUGAAAAUGAGAUAGCUAAAGAACGAUUUGAAGGAAUAAAAAAAAUACAAGGUCAAGUGGCACAAGCACAAGAAGUUUUUAAAGAUUUAGCAAAUCUUGUAUUUACGCAAAAAGAAAAUAUUGAAAUUUUGAAUAAUAAUGUUUAUGAAACUAGUAUAAAUACUUUUAAUAGUGCAAAAGAGUUAAAAAAAACAUAUCAUAAUGUAAAACAACAAAAAUUUUCAUGGUUUUUAGCUGUUGUAACUCUUUUGAUAUUUAUUUAUUUUAUUUAUUUUAAAUUACUUCAUUUUUCCUUUUUUACUUAA